Messenger RNA from Ornithodoros turicata, 5297 nucleotides. RefSeq lists its product as uncharacterized. NCBI's taxonomy places the organism in Eukaryota, Metazoa, Arthropoda, Arachnida, Ixodida, Argasidae. The coding region runs from base 69 to 1358 and encodes 429 amino acids. The transcript is spliced from 2 exons. The record is from RefSeq and is a predicted model, not a curated record.
UCAAAUUUUAGAGGUCUAGGAGGGAAAUUCUGACCUGCCAGGUUGGCAGCCCUGGCUUCGCCCGCGAAAUGGAGACCAUGGAGGUGUCUAGCAUGGGAGUAACUUGGACGCGACAGAUGACCGACGUAUUCGUGGAUGAAUAUAAGACAAUGCCAUGCUUGUGGGAUGGCGGGCACCGUGACUACCACGAUCGCAGCAAGCGUCUUGUAGCCUUAGAAACCAUGCGGAGAAACUUAGCCCAUCUACACUCAAAUAUGAGCGUGUGGGACAUAAAGAAGAAAAUCAACAGUAUGCGCACUCAGUACUCAUACGAGCGAAGUCGAGUGAUCGAAUCUCAACGGGCAGGCAGCGGCGAGUUGUACGUGUCGAAAUGGUGGUGUUAUGAUAAGUUGGACUCAUUCCUGCGUAAUCACGUCGUUGUGCGCAAAGGCUUUCCUGGGAAAGCCACUAGUACUCAAAGUGCCGGUGCAACAACGGGAAGUACCACCUUGCAACAGUGCUACAGCCCAUUGGCCCUCCCCUCAGGCGAAAUCCAGGUCCACGAGAUCAUUGAUGACGAUGAAGACUCUGACCGUGCUGUGGACCAGGCAUCCAAUGACAGCUCUACGGAACUACGUAUUGACAAGCCUGAUACUCCAUCAUCUCCCCAAAGCGAUUCGACCACUGUGCAGUCAGGUGUAGUGAAAGUUAUUUCUAUCGACAGCGAUAGUCAAGUUCCUUCAGUUACAAUUACACCUAUCACCAGCUCGUCGACAUCAUGUAGCGUGCCUUUUGUGACAUCUGUCCAUAGUCAGCACAUAACUUCUGCAGGCAGCAUAACAAAGAACUGUCAGAAUGCACAGCCGAUUGCUGCACCACGGCAUGUGCCACCAACUGUCCCUUGUGAGAAAGUCGACCAGUGCACAUUUUGUGAUUUGCCACAAAAGCCUAGAUCUGGCAAGAUGAAACAUCAGAAUGGACUGGCAUCGACAGAUGAAGAUGACGAUAGUCCACAAGAAAAACGCCAAUGCGAGGCGCCAAAUGCUUUGAGAGAUGUUUCGACGCUCUCUGACUUCCGAGCAUGCCUGACAGCUUUCAAAGAUGUCCUCCUACUGCAAGAAUCUCGACGAACCAUGCAGGAAGACAAUGAGGAUGACGUUAUUUUUGGACGACACAUUACUCACGAGCUACGAUCCAUUACUGAUCCUCAAUUGAAGCGCUGGGCUAAACUACAAAUACAAACUGUUAUAUAUCAGGCACAGAGUAAUGUGUCUGGAAGGACGGCCUUAACUCACUCACCAGAUACUGGCACAACAAUUGUCACACCAGGAGAGUGGAUACCCAUGGAUGUUGAUUUAGGGGCCAACCAACCAGUCUGAAUGUGCUCCCAUUGUAUGUACUUGCUAGUCAAUCCAUACUGUCCAUUAAUCGUGGUAGUAGCUCUCAAGCACAGGAUACCUAUAAUGCCCAACUGGACAUAAAUACAGCACUGUCGUUACAACAAGAAGAAAAGUGUUGUAGUAGUAUUUGGUGCUAAUGGGGCAACAGGGAGAAGGCUACUUAUGAGGACAACCCAAACCCACGAUCUCUGGAAAACGCAUAAAGACCAAUAUGCAACAUACUUCAAGGAAGCGCCAUCUUCAUCUCCCAUUUCGAGCUAGUCCUCGAGGGAAGAGGGAGAAUUAAUAGCACUUACUGAGGCGAAACACACGCAGCAGGUGAAAAAUGCAGAUUUGGAGAGCGGCAGCGCCAUGUUGAGUGCUUAUCUCACCUUGACAUCAAAGCAGCAGAUUUCACUGCUUCACACAUUACUGAUUUUUCAGGGUUGUACAUAAUAGGGGAAGGCAAGCUAGCUGGAGUGAACUCAAACAGGGCAACAUAUCCUUGAGCCUGAGGAACUGGAUGGAUGAACGUGGAAGACGGGUAGGACGGAAGUGAUCAAGGUGGGAGUUUGUAAAUUGUAUUGCGGAGUGAUAAGCUACCCUUCUGCUCAAAUUGCUUGAUCGAUUAAGCAGGGUCUUGAGCAAUCCUAGUCCUUGCAAAAUAUGUCCCCAUACUGCUCGCCAUUCCCAAUGGUAUGAUAAUGACACAAGUGCUAAGACUCGGCUAAUGCGACAACCAUUUGAGGGUGACGAGCGGAGGGCAUCCCUGUAAUACUGAGCAUUUGCGCUUCUUGAGGCCCUCCUUAAUAUCGCUGCUCAAGUCUUCUAAUAUGGACUUGUGGCCAAGAUGUGAAGGAUAGAGGUGAAAAAUGCAUUAUUAAACCAUAUGUUUGUCUUUUCUUCUGCGUUCCAGCCUCAGAACAUCAAUUUCCAUCAGACUGCCUAGCCACUGAAAGGUGGUAACGAAAUUUUCAGCCAGGGAUUUUCCCAAAAGGAGGUAACCCCGUAGGGCUCCUCUUGUUACGCAGUAUCCAUAUAAUGUUUGUACAUCAUGAUAAGCACAAUAAUAACCGUGCCCUUUAACUCUUAACAGUUGUGGUUUAGCCACCAAAGCAAGGGUAACGUAUUCGGUCAAAUGCCCGUAGGCGUAGGUCCAUAUUUUGACCAUGGCGAUGCAGCUAUUUUCCUAGGAAUUUACCAGAGAGCAUUCGCUUGGUUCAGCUUCAAAAAAGUAACCACGCCAUCCUUCAAUUCUUCUCAUGGAAGGUUCAUCAAGCAUAUGAUGCAAUGUUGUGUAGGGUAAUGAACUCAAUUGCUAUGACAUGGCCAACAAGCAGCCCGAAAGGAUUACCUCCACGGAAUAUAACUCUUGGUCACUCCUCUGCUACUUUUUACGCACAUGCUUCUAAUAUAUUAGUAGUGUAGGCUUGUAGAGGCCAUUUUGCGCUGUCAAGCAUAGCAGGCAAUGGAUUGGUUAGUUUUCAUCUCAGUUGCUUCUGGCUAUAUGUAGAAAAUUUUGUGAACGUCAAAGUCUGCCCUGAACAUAUUGCAGUUACAUAUUGAGUAUCCAAGAUUUCUCCCUGGCAUGCAAGACAUUUCGUGGUUACAAAAGCUGAUUUUUAAAGCAUUCUGAAUGUUGACAAAGGCAGGGCAUCAUCAUACUGUAAUUUGUUUGAAGUUCUGAAUACUAUAUUGUAAAUAACAUCAACUAACAUGAUAACACAUGCUAUGUGUUCCUUAUAACAAUCUUUGUUGUCUGAGAUAUCGCUGCAAGAAUGUCAUUUUUUCAUCACUGGAAGCAUAGCAUUGUGUGCUUCCGUGAUAACCCACAGCACAGACAGAAUCUCAGGGUGUUGCUGUUGAUGCCAGCAGCAUGCACGCUGGCGCUGCUACAGCACAUUGUCUUUUUUGGCCAGCACCAGCCAGCCAAAACCUCGUAGCAGUUCUGGAGCCAUUUCUAGUAGGCAGAAAGUGACCAUUUUGCAGGCUGCAUUGGUAGUGACGCUACUCUGUAGACACUGACCCAGUCUUCGAAGCAACCAGCAAAAAGAGGGAACCUGUGACGCCGGUGCAAGCGCCAUAUUGAUUUAUGGGCACCGUGGAAAGUAUCACAGAAAAAUUGUGUUUGUGAAUGAAUACUGCCCUUUCAUGAGGUCUCUUGGCCCUCUCUUGUGAAAUUAAGUACUCGUAAAUGUAUUUAUGGAAUCAUUGUUUUAAUGUUCUCUUGAGCACUUCAGAAAAGUCUAUUGGGCCAGGUCUGUUUUGUGGCUUCUGCCAUAAACGUAUGUCUCACAUGGAUCUCAUGUAUGCACGAAUGGUGUGGGACAUAGUAGCCUGUGCGUGUUUGCCACUGGUAUUGAUUUAUGAGCAUCCUUUUGAAAGGUAGACAAUUAUGGAACUGAUUCGUUCUAUACAGUUAUGAAAUACGAAAAACAAGGCGUUGUCUGUCUUUUUUAUAUCUCUGUCACUUUUCUUUUUGUAUAUCGGGCUUCACCAGAAACAGAGUUUGCUUUAUGUAUUUGCUUUGUAAAAAACGAGGGCAGGUGUACGACAGCAGUUUUGAUAAUGUUCUGCAGGAUCACAUUGUUGAGAACCGCACAGGAUUGAUUUUAUGAUGAUGCCAGUGAUUGAAUGUCUUCACGUUCCUCACCCACAAACAAGCAGGAAUAAGCAUAUUUCUAUGUAUGGUCAUGACUUUUCUUUCCUUUUUUUUUUUCACAUGUCCUGAACAGUUCUUCAACACAUGGGGACCAUCACCCGUCUACCCAAUUCCGUAUGUUAUGUAAGCAAUGUAUAUAUAGUGCAUAAGCAAUGUACAUUUCAUUGAAAAUUUAAGGAAAUAACCGUUGAUAUUUUCACCCCAUCUCAUUACAUAUACAUAUUGUAUGCUCUAUAUAUACAGUCGUCUCUCGUUAAUACGGACGCUUUCGUCCCCGACCAAAAUCGUCCAUAUUAUGGAAUACCAAGGAAAUAAUGAAAACAAUGUUGAAGGUUUAUUGGAAAAAUUCCCGAAUUAGGGCCUGCUUGAGGUAUACUUCGUUGCACAUUAGCAAAACGUCAGCAACACGUAAAGCCUGCCGCUCAUUGUCCUCAAAUAAUUUAAGAGCCAUCUGUAGUGCUGCUUGAGCCAUAGCAGGCGUGACGGUUGGCUUGGCGUUGCUGAAGUCGUAGACAUCAGGGCCUGACAACUGUACGUGUGACCUGUGGGCUUGACCUGUGGUCGUGUUCAGAACAGUCAUGACGUCAUACAGGAUUUUCCAGGCUCUUUAUGUCCGCAAAUAACCCCCUUUCCUUUUAUAGUUCUUGUGGACGGUUGCGAAGGAGAGGGCAUAGCUCCCUAUACGCAACGGAAUGUCCUACACUCAAAAAUUAUCCUGUAGAAUAUGGGGAGAGGCUUGCCCUCCACACCCAUACCGUACAUAAUAACGAGACAAAAGUACAUGGACUACAUAUGGUUUGUACCAUGCUAGACCGUCCGUUGUCCGAAAAGCGAGUUUCCAUAAUAACGAGACUAAAACGCAUUGAAAAAGUUUGGUCUCCACAAAAAUCGUCCAUAAUUCGAGUUGUCCAUAUUAACGGGGUCCAUAUUAACGAGGCACGAUUGUAUAUUAUAUAUCUGCUAAAUAGCUGCCAUCCGGCCCCUCCAGCUGAUAAUGUUGCUCAUUAUAUGAUCGAGUUAGUAUAUGAGUACAGAAAUCACAGACCCUGGAGGGACGUUGCAUCGUGUCCCUCAAAGAGGGUCCAGCAAUUCCACACUUUUAUAAACCACAAAUAAGCUGUUGUUGAUAUGGAUGAGAUUGUUGACUCAGCCUCUUCACGUUUCUCACAAAGCAAUUGAGUUAUUUUCUCAACAUUCCGAACCCAGCCGUGUGUGUGUGUGUGUUUGUUUCCUGUGAAAGCUGGAAGAAAUAAAAUAAGCAACUGAUUUGUUAUUCA